CUGACUUGCCUAGUUAAAUAAAACAAAAAUCACAGGUGUUUAUUGGGAGAGCUAAGACAACAACAGGUGAGACAACAAUGGGAAACCGCUAGGACAACAACAAUGGGUGAAUGGGCAGAGAGGGUCAGUUAGCUACACUGAGGCUGGGGUUGACAGAUAAACAAAAUUAAGUACUGUGUAAAUGAACUGUCCAGCAGGCAUCAGCUCUGGGUCCAAUGAGCAGCAAUAUAUGAAACAGUGUUUGUUAUAAUGCUACAACAAUGCAGCAAUCAGAAGCUGCAACAAUGUCAAAAAUAAUCUACAAGUAAUACUGCUGGACUACAGAUGAGUCCAUAGGUCAAGGGUGGAGGUUUUCCAUUGGUCAACUUGGCUUUUAAUUCUGCUAGUUUCCGCUUCCUGUUGACCAUGGAGGUUAAUAUCAAAGAAGCUCAGUGUUAUUACGGGACUGGUUAAUGUCAGUAUUACAUUUAUUCCCGUAUUGCAUGGAUUUUAACUAGUUCAAGUUUUUCUGUUGGUAUUUGGACGACUUGAAUAGACGCUUACACCUGUGUUCAUGUCUGGCUUCUAAAGUGGGAGGCGUCACCGCUAUGAUACCUGAUAGCUACGGUGAAAUCUCAUAGCUAACCUAUUGCUAGCUAGCUUGUUAUCUGUAAACAAAGCUAGCUAGCUACCGUUAAUUUCAGUUGACAGACAACGCCCAGGUACACCUCAACAUAAAAUAGCUAUUAGCUAAAUCCUUAAGAUUUUAGGCAGUCAACCGCAUUUGUGUAGCGAGUGUAGUUAUUUGAGGUUGCAGUCCUCGGUGGGAAUAAGCUAACUAGCUAGCCAUCGAAUAGCUGUCAUAAUGGAUAAACAGGAAUCGGAUCGAUUGAUAGAGAAAGCAAAGCUGUGCUUGCGGUCAGGGCGGAGAGAAAAAGCCCUUCAACUGUUGUAUGAAGCCCAGAAAAUAUUCCCCAGCACCCGGGCCAGAGUGUUGAUUGAUGCCAUAGUGAGGAAUGGGAGCUCUGCUGCUCCAGAGGAGCCCCACAUACCCCCACCACGUGGCUUCCGAUCAAAUGAAGAGGACUGGGAUGGAGAGGAGGCACGCAGAGGAGCCAGUGAGGAGAAGCAGACCUACACAGAGGAUCAGCGUCAGGGUGUUUUCAGGAUAAAGAAAUGCAAGGACUUCUAUGAGAUCCUGGGCGUUCCUAAAGACGCUAGUGAUGAAGAUCUGAAGAAGGCAUACAGGAAGCUGGCACUGAAGUUCCACCCUGAUAAGAAUUGUGCCCCGGGAGCCACAGAUGCAUUUAAAGCCAUAGGCAAUGCGUAUGCGGUGCUCAGUAACGCUGAGAAGCGUCAUCAGUAUGACCAGUAUGGAGAACAGGCUCCGUCUGAGAGCACCGCCCACGCUCGCCACGGACACUACCGCAACUUCAACAGGGACUUUGAGGCCGACAUCUCCCCUGAGGAACUCUUCAACAUCUUCUUUGGAGGAAGGUUUCCCACAGGCAACAUCCAUGUGUACACCAACAGAGGAGCCACCUACUCUAACUUCUAUCAGCCUCGUCGGCGACGUGCAUAUGAGAGGCGCGAGGAGGAGGUGGGGCAGAACCGCAGUCAGCAGAACACCUUCACAGCCUUCCUGCAGCUUCUUCCUGUUCUGGUGCUGAUCCUCAUAUCUGUUGUGACCCAACUGAUGGCCACCAACCCUCCUUACGGUCUCUUUUACAAACCGGCCAUGGGCCUGGUGGUCUCCCGGGAGACCCAGAACAUGGGUGUUCCCUACUACGUGGACAAGGGCUUCCAGAAGGAGUACCGUGGGGAGUCCCUGGAAGAGCUGGAGAAGACCAUAGAGAGUGACUACAUUGAACACCUGCAGAGCAGCUGCUGGAAGGAGAAACAGCAGAAGUCGGAUUUGGCGAAUCUUGCACAACUGUACCGUGAUGACAGACUGAAGGCGAAGGCUGAGUCUCUGAAGCUGGACAACUGUGACAAGCUGUACCGCUUUGUGGGCCAACAGAGAGGAGAAUGAGGGGCUUAGACAGGAGAGGGAGGCAUCUCUUUCCAGCUGGGAAUUCUACACUUUACUCAUUUAAUAUUGUUUAUUUAUUUUAUUUAUUCAAUCGGGUCACUUUUUUGAAGAACAUCUCUUCUCUGGAUAGAGCACAGUGGUAGCCAAAGCCCUUUGAUCUGAAACAUUGUGCCGCCUUUCCUCUCGGAUGGAAGAAAGUGGAGGUGCAUGUACUAUGAGUUGCCCACCGUGGCUCUGUGGAUAACAACAUAAAGCCCAGUCUGGCUGGCUCUGGGAUUGUUUUAUUGAUGUACAGGAGCCUUGUUACUGCUUCCUUACAUUAAGGAAUAUAGGCUUGCUUACAACGUUUGAGAAAAUGGUUGUCUGUUCACACCUACACUUUGUUAGUCACCUGUUUGAAACAUGUUUAGCAUUGCUGCUGGGUUACUCAUUUAUUUCCAUGUUUGUUUCUGUGGCGUGAGUUUAAUGGAGUAUAUUGUGUAGGUCUUGGAAAGAACAUAGCUAGAGCAGUGAGUCACUUUUUAAUUGGAAAUAACAUUUUUAAUUGUGAAGAACGAAUGCAAGGACCUGAAAACCACUAACUUCUAGAAUAGGUUUUCAGAGACUGAGGCAAACGAGAGCUUCUAUUUGAAAAGACAGAUCUAUAUGGUCUUAAACUGUGAAGAAAAUGUAGAUUUAUUAUGCCUGUUAGAGAAAGUAAGGCCAGAGCUAUAUACUCUAUCUCUACAACAUUAGAUUCACUUACAAUCUAACUGCAGAUUUCUGUUUUAUGUGAAAUACAUUGAUACUUUUUAUUUUGCUGUGCUCUAAGACUUUGCCAAACGGCGUUGCCAUAGUUGUACUUGUCCAUUAUUUGGUCCUUCUGGUUCAUUCUGAAGCACUUGCUGCCGUUUUAUUUGGAACCUGCUGUCCUAGUCUCUAUUCCCCAAUGCAUGCAGCCCCAUGUUCUGCCCUCUUAUUUUUUAACCAUGUCCUUGUUACACAUCAGGUGCUCAGUCAAUAGCUGCUGCAGUACACCUCUGUAAAGGACUAAGAGAAAUCUACUCAUCCUGCCCAUUCAUUUAAUCAACUGUUACAUUCAUUUAAUUAACUGUUACUUUACUAAGAGCUUUCAAACAUUUCUCCAAAUGAACAUUUGUUCAGUAAUCUUUUAAUGCUUGACCUUCCUUUAGUCAGAUCAUAAAUCCAGCAGACGAAGGGUUAACAGCCACACUAGUGGCAGACAGACAGGAUGCGGUUGGGACAGUAAUGGAUUACAGAUUAGACCCGAUGCUAACUAGAGACCCAGUUGUCUCUUGGCUGAACUCUGGUGUCCAGUUGAUUUGUGCUGUCAGAGCAGGUUUUCAAGCUGGUUUAUUAAAAAGUUAAACAAUC
Salvelinus sp. IW2-2015 is the source of this 3385-nucleotide messenger RNA. Its product is annotated as dnaJ homolog subfamily C member 18. Gene Ontology annotation, cellular component: endoplasmic reticulum membrane. The record is from RefSeq and is a predicted model, not a curated record. Gene Ontology annotation, biological process: cellular response to misfolded protein. Gene Ontology annotation, molecular function: Hsp70 protein binding. NCBI's taxonomy places the organism in Eukaryota, Metazoa, Chordata, Actinopteri, Salmoniformes, Salmonidae.